Messenger RNA from Colletotrichum abscissum, 414 nucleotides. RefSeq lists its product as uncharacterized. Bases 1 to 414 code for a protein of 137 amino acids. Lineage: Eukaryota; Fungi; Ascomycota; Sordariomycetes; Glomerellales; Glomerellaceae. The transcript is spliced from 2 exons. The record is from RefSeq and is a predicted model, not a curated record.
AUGAUACCUGAGCGCGAGAGAGUGCUGGUAGUUCAGCGGCUCCAUCUCGCAUCCUGCGCAUCCUGGACACGCUGGCUCUCAGACAGAUGCCGCUUAGCAUCGUCAAAAUGGCUGCUCCAUUAUUUCCAAUGCAACCGCACACCCGCAAAAUGCGAGAACAGGAAAUUUCGACUUCGAGAAACCAUGUGCCAACCCACUGCUGGCCAUCUAUCUGGCGACGACGCUCUGAUGGCCCCACAUAGAAAUCCAAAUCAAUGCCUGUUCACAUGGUUAUCGAAUUGCAUGGCUUCGAGCAGCAACAUCAAGUCACCAACAGCACCUCAUUUCUCAAUAACAACAGCAGUAUCCGUACGGAUAUGCAAGGCCUCCCUCCUCCCCCCACAGGGCUUCGCUGCCGUCCCGGACCCUAGAUAA